AUGAAGAAACAGUCUGACAAUGAGAAUACGUGGUUCGUAAAGCUUAUUCACUGGUUUUUUGAGAAAUGCUCCGCUAUUGUGUGGUAAGUGAACUCUAAACUGAGAGUCAGUCACAUUGUGAUCGAAAUGUUUGCAGCUACUGUCCUUGGACAUGCAUGAUCUUAACAACCCUGGUCACACUCGUUCUCUCCGCUAAGAUCCCGUUCACACAGAUGCAGAACGAUAUCAGUGAUUUCACGCCGUUCGGUGCCAAAUCAAGAGUGGAACUUCAGGUAGCAAAAUACUUGUUUAUGAUCUUACCAACUGUACUCUGAUCCUUCUCCGUUCCUAGUCUGACAUCUUCUAGACCUAUCGCCAAUUCUUCAACAAUCAUGGAGAACCGAAAGCCGUUUACGCGUUCAUCACAUCCAAACACGGCGAUAACAUGCUUGGGAUCUCUCAGCUGAACGACACCGUCCGCGUUCUCGACAAGAUUUCUAGAGAUUUCUAUCUGAAAACCAGCGAAGGACCCAAGAAUUUCGAGGAGUACUGUAGUGGAUUUUGCCUUUUGAACGAACCGGUGCGCCACUUUUAUGUGAGUAGUGGAAAUUAUUCCUUUUGAUAGUUUUGAGAUUGUUUACCUUUCAGAGCGGAAUGCUGAUUUCUGGACAGCAUGGCACAGAUUUCAGUCAUUUGGAUUUGGGAUAUCCUAUCACCACAGUCUUGGGCACUAAACUUUAUAUGGAUCCUAACUUUUUUGGUGUCAAAGUGGCAUCUGAGAACCAUAAAAUCGAAUCUGUGGCUGACGGUAAUAUCAGACUAUUGGGCGACAGUGCGGUAAGAAUUAUUCAAAUUCAAAAAUAUUCAAAUCAAAUUAUUUUCCAGAAACAAGUUCCGAAUAACAUCAGAGAAGUCUCGUUGGUCGUUCUUCAAUUCCGAGCUGAAUUAGGUGAUGAGGUGAAGGCAGAGGAUCUCAGAAACUACGAACAUGAGAUUUUGGAUUAUAUUCAUGAGUAGGUCAAAAGGAUAUUGCGCUAGACAAAAAUGGAAAGUUUUAGCGAGUAUCAAUCGGAGCAUGUCAACGUGUACAUUCUCACUGACUCCUAUAUUACUGAAGAAAUCGUGAGAGCCGGCCUCACUUUACUGCCAUUUUUAGUUGUUGGCUUCACAAUUAUGGCUUUGUUCUCAUCGAUCACCUUUGUAGUGAGCGCCUACUAUCUGAAACAGUUGCACGUUUACAAAGUAAGCCUUAAAAAGCGUCACCUAUCUUCAAUUUUUGGAAACUUCAGAUUUUACUGGCCAUAAUGGCUUGUGUCUGUCCGUUCAUGGCAUGUGGAGCAAGUCUCGGAGCAAUGUUCUUUGCGGGAUUCCGUUUCGGAUCAAUUCUGUGCGUCACUCCAUUCCUAGUGCUUGCAAUCGGAGUCGAUGAUGCUUAUUUGAUGGUGAAUGCGUGGCAAAGAAUCACUUGUCAGAGGUUGGUUUGAGAGUUCGAAAACUAAUAAUCGAGAUAUUAUUUCAGACGAAAAGAAGGAAAAAUGGCCCGAGGAAGCAUAGAAUGCGAGUUGAAGCACCGGAUAACUGAAAUGUUCAUCGAGACCGGACCGAGCAUCACAAUCACGACAAUCACAAAUGUACUGGCUUUCGGUGUCGGCGCCACAACCCCAGCUGCUGAAAUCCAUCUCUUCAGCAUUGGAAAUGCGUUGGCAGUGGUGGCUGACUUUAUUUUCACGAUUUCAAUGUACGGAGCACUCAUGGCAGUUGUGGGCAGAUACGAAGUCUCGAAAGAGUACGAGAAUAUGCCGGAAACUCCAUCGGACGCCAGUUCCACGAGCUCUUCGGAGGCCGAAUGCCAGAAAAAUAUGGAAAAGGGGGAGGAGGAAGAGUGCAUGUUCACAAGCUUCAUCGCCGAUAUCUGUACAUUCUUGACGAAUACGUGGGUGUGCUCAAUUGUGCUCGGACUAUUGGCUGUCUACUGGUAUAUUUGUAUUGUUGGAACGGUAAACAUCAAGUCGGAAUUGAGUCCCAAUAAGCUGUUUCUGGAGGAGAGUAAUAUUGUGAAGGUAGUUCAAGUUACCAAAUAUUGAUGUGAAAUUUUUGUGUUUCAGAUCUUCAAACAACGUAGAACCCACAUAAUUCCCUACUAUUCUGCGUGUUGGAUCCUCGUGGAGAACCCCGGAGAUAUAAGCGAUCCAGUACAACGAUCGAAGUUAGAAGACCUCAUCCGAGCAUUCGAAAGUCUUCCCUCUGCAAAUGGCAGAUAUUCCACAAAGUUCUGGCUCCGAGACUACGAAGAUUUCCUAAAGCAAAGUGAAGAUAUCGAUUUGCCAAUAGACGAAGAGGAUGAUGAGUUGGCAAUUGAGUUCAGUGUGAACGGAAGUCAAGUGGUCACUCCAUCCCUACCUUUCGGAAGGGGAAACGAGUUGAGACAGUUCCUUGAAUGGCCAGAGUUCUCGUUUUGGAAGGGAUUCAUUCAAGUUAACGCGUCUGCCGACGGGAAUACAUAUCAGAUGAACAAGUUCAUGGUGACCACUGCUUAUCACGGAAGUGAACUUGUGGAGUGGUCCAAUAGAGCAAAGCUGCUGAAUGAGUGGAGAGCCGUCGCUGAACAGUUCCCUGGUCUCAACGUUUCGGUGUACGAGGAAGAUGCAAAGUUCUUGGAUUUGAUCGAAACCAUGUCGCCCGUGGCUAUACAAUCAGCACUUUGGACAUUUGCCUCAAUGUUUGUAGUGGCCGCACUUUUUAUUUCUCACCCGCCGACUCUCUUUGUCGCCACCUUCUCCAUCCUCAGCACUUCUUUGGGAGUCUUUGGAAUCAUGUCGUGGUGGGGUGCGGAUCUGGACCCAAUUAUGAUGUCGGCGACGGUGAUGUCAAUUGGAUUCUCAGUGGACAUUCCCUCACAUGUCAGCUAUCACUACUAUCAAACUGCGAAGGAGACUUCGGACAUUCGCAGGAGACUUCAGAUGACAAUCGAGUCAGUUGGAUUCCCGAUCUUCGAAGCUUCACUUUCCACGUCAUUGUGUGUUUUGUCAUUGUUCUUCGUGGACUUGAACAUGGCUCAGGUAAAUAUUUGUGACUUUCGGUCGGAUAUUUCGACAUUUCAUUCAGAUCUUCGCCAAAUGUAUGCUGCUGGUGGUGGUGAUCGGAACAAUCCACGGCAUGUUGGUGAUGCCUGUCAUCUUCGCACUUCUGGAUACCGUACCUCGGAAGUUGACUUCCAAAUCUCGAAAACAACAUCAAUCAACAGUGACAGUGAUGACGAUAGUUUCAUGA
Molecule: messenger RNA, 3249 nt
Organism: Caenorhabditis sp. 36 PRJEB53466
Lineage: Eukaryota; Metazoa; Nematoda; Chromadorea; Rhabditida; Rhabditidae
Source: the annotation of a GenBank genome assembly